ACUGCUGGCCUUUCUGUGAUGAUGCUGUGUGGGGUUCUGGUCUCUGUGCGCUCCAACAUUUGUGCUCAGGAGGUACAGAUUUACAUCUGUCAAGAGAUCCCACAAAGUUACCCUGUUGGCCUGGCCUCUCUGGUGCUCUUUGUAAGUAAUGUUGGAGCAAUCAACUGUACUGUGUUCAGUAGUGACAACCUGGCCUCAGUCACCCGCCUCACCAUCAACAACGCUGGUAUCACCAACAUCGCAUCCAGAGCUUUCUGGUUCUUCCGUGGCCUCAAAACCCUCAGCCUGGACCGCAACAACAUCUCCCAGCUCAACCCAGCCUGGUUCAGCCAACCAGCCAUCCUCCAAAACCUCACCCUAUUUCAGAACCAUAUUGAGGUUGUAGAGGACUCCAUGCUUAGUGGGUUAACUGGUCUAAUUAUCCUAAACCUGACCAGGAAUAUGAUCCAGGGCAUUGCUCCUGGUAGUUUUAGCACCCAGUCCCAUCUGGCCAGUUUGGACCUGUCUGGUAAUAGGAUCGUAACCAUCAGUCCUGGUAAUGUAGCACGAUGUACUACAUUAACCAUAAUGCACCUUGUAUGAUAUCCUGUUUUAUCUUCGUAAAGAAGUUCCUGAAGCUGACAAUGGUGUACUGUCUUAUCAAUACAGGUAGUUUCAGUGGACUCACUGGCCUAACUAGUCUCAACUUGGCCAGUAAUAGGAUCAAGAGCAUCAGUCCUGGCUGUUUUAGCGCCCUGACCAGUCUGGCCUACUUGGAUCUGUCUGGUAACAGGCUGACCAGGGUUAACCCCCAGGAUCUGCUCCCACUCUCCCCCUCCACACAUGUCAGGCUGGAUGGCAACCCCUGGGACUGCUCCUGUGGAGUGGAGGACUUUGUCAUCUUCCUCAGAGGUCUGCAGAAUGCCUCUCUGCUGAAGAGGGAGAUGGAAGUGACGUGUGCCAGCCCAUCAGCCCUGAGAGGCCAGCCUGUGUGGAACGUGUCCAAGUGUUUGAUACCUAACCCACAGCCUCAGGAGGAUACCCACAUACGGCCCCCAGCCAUGUCCAUCACUGUCUCCACACUCAUAGCAGUGAUCGUGGUGCUGUGUAUCCUGAUCUGUGGGGUCUGUGCCCUGGCUGUAGUCUGGAGGAGGAAACGUGAGACCAAACAGGUGAAGCCCAGUCUGGAGACAAAACGGGAGGAGGAAGCCACAGAGCAGCCAGACAGUUCUACCACCACCCUCCGCCGCCAGGUGGCUUCUUCAAUAACUGACAGGGAUCCAGAGCUUGCUGCAAGGACUUACAGAUCUGGAGUCAGAGCCAAGUCUGCUGAUGCUGUCCUGUCCACGUCCCAGUUCUGCAGAGCAGAGCGAGAAGCACACAGGGUGGUGGUGGAGACUGAGCGAGAACUCUACAGGACGGAAAGUGUGAGAGAGAGCCCGUUAAAAGAGAUGAGGAACUCCGAGGAAGAGAACAGCAAAGAGCCAGGAGAUAAUGAGUCCCAGGGGGUAGCUAGAAACCUGACAGGAAAAGAUGAUAUUAAGGGUGAAGUGAGUCAGGAAAAUGACAGAGAGGAGAGAGAUGAUGAUGGAACUGUGAAUCUGCAAGAUGGCGGCCAAAACAUAUGUGUAUCCCAGGAUUCGGAGACCAUACCGUACCUGACCAUCGGUGCUGACCCGGCCGAACCAAACCUUGAACGCCACAAAGGUCCAAGUCCACAGAAAGUCAUGACAAGGAUUUCCACUUGGCCCCCCACCUCAGCUCAGUGGCAGACCCACUUCGCCAUACAGAGAGAGGGGCUCUGUGUCUUCCCUGAGAAUGACCCUGGCCAAGAGGUCGAAGGUGAAACAGAGAACCAAUCACCUGACCAAGAGUUCAAACAGAUCCAGUCACCUGACCCCGGGGAAACCGAGAACCAAUCACCUGACCUUGAGCAAGAGUUUAAAGAUGACACAGAUAAUCGUUCAGCUGAUGUUUCUGUCAGUGUUCUGGAGUCUUCACCCCCAGAAGGGGUGAUGGGUGAGGUCAAUGCUGAGGAGAACUGCAGCACGCCACCAGACUUAGAGACAUCCUCUCCAGAGUAUGAUCCAGAACCUCUUAUUGAGAUAAGCGAGACCCUGUCAGACCUGGUCGACACUUCCCUGUCUAGUAAUGUCCUGACCCAGACUGAGACCAAUCCUGGUCAAGAAAAUCCUGAAGAAUUGGAUAACAAACCCACACAAGUUAUAAACAGGGCUGUACAGAGUGAAGGCAAAUCAAACAGAAAGGGGGUGCCAAAGAGAUCAGGCAGGAGCAGAGAGAGUAGUGGAGCUCCCCCUAGUGGUGUCUCCCCCAGUGACGACAACCUGCUACUGGAUAAUGAAUACGCCUAUAUUGACUUGCUGCACGAGGUGGUUCAGAACCAGGGCCGAUGGACCAGAGAGAGGUGGAAACGGACUCACCUCAACAAAGCAGCAAGCAAGCACCAGGGACAUUAAACUAUAGACUGUGGCUUUUAUGAUCUGGUGUUUUCUUAUGUUUUUACCUGUCCUGUCUAUUGGUGUAUGUAAUAGUCUGUAGUGUUUUGAAAAGUGCUAUACAUAAUAAAAUGUAUUAUUAACUGUG
Oncorhynchus masou masou (cherry salmon) is the source of this 2583-nucleotide messenger RNA. RefSeq lists its product as uncharacterized. The record is from RefSeq and is a predicted model, not a curated record. The transcript has 4 exons. Gene Ontology annotation, molecular function: protein binding. Lineage: Eukaryota; Metazoa; Chordata; Actinopteri; Salmoniformes; Salmonidae. The coding region runs from base 549 to 2456 and encodes 635 amino acids.